Messenger RNA from Penicillium cosmopolitanum, 2355 nucleotides. RefSeq lists its product as uncharacterized. The transcript has 4 exons. The coding region runs from base 1 to 2355 and encodes 784 amino acids. Lineage: Eukaryota; Fungi; Ascomycota; Eurotiomycetes; Eurotiales; Aspergillaceae. The record is from RefSeq and is a predicted model, not a curated record.
AUGGAGGUCCCCGCCCUUGAGGACUCGAUGGAAAUGGCCUCACCCUACCAGGGUCAGGCCGAUGACUUCGAUAUCGAUAUCGAUCUGAUGGAAGAUCAUCCCUCCAACAUCGACAGUGACAUGGUGGGCGCUGAUGAUUUUCCGAACACAUCCCAACCUUCUCUUUUCAACGAUGUGAACAAUGAUGCCGACAUGGCCGAUGAGGAUCCUUCUGAAGGGUCGAUGGUCGACGCUGACAACUUCGUCGACGAAGACCACGACAUCGAAGUCCAGGACGACGAUGUUACCUACGAAGCAGAUAUGCUUGAGGGUGAUCAGGACGAAGAGAUUGUUGAAGCUGUUCCGACUAUUCAGAUCGAAGAUGCGGCCAGUAGUAGUGAUGUGACCCACCAAACCGACCAAAAUAUCACCGAGCAAACCGAGAGUAUUAUCGGAUUGACCCCACAAGCUCAAGAGCUACAACCCCCGCCGGCUACCCCCACAAAUGAGGCAGAAGGCCUACAACAUGAGCAAGAGCCUCAGCCUGAGCUCACGCUCGACCAGCCGGAGCAGCACGACCACGGGAUCUCUUUGGAGCCAAAGCCAGCCGAACAGGAUCAGGCCGACAAGCCCAAUGAACCCCAAGGUUCUGUUGCUGCUGCUGCUGCUGCUAGUGAUGAUAUCGAUCAGGAAAGCCUAGAUGAAGGAGCUAAUGCCACCACAGAGGAUAAGGCUGUAACUGCCGAGACGCAGCCUGGUCAUCAAGAAACAUCUAUUCCUGAAGACAUUGAAACAAAGCAGGCUGUCGAAGUCCAGUCGUCUUUCGCUCCAGCCAUCGAUGAUAAUUCUGAGCAUCCUGAACACCAGGAUGUAGACCAUCACGAAUCUCACAGGGAAUCCCAUGAGGAUCAGCUGCAUAGCAGCAAUGAGAAUGAAUCUUUGCACCCAGUGAAGGUGCUUUACCAGGAUAAUGAGAUCUCUUUUUUCCACCGCUUGAAGGCGACUCGGCAGAGACCUUCUUUUUGCACGACGAGGAUGUCGCAUAAUGUUGCGGAUGACGAAGUACUUGUUAUUGAUAUUGAUUCGCUUGGUAUUCAACUAACAGAGGACUCAACGCACAAUUCUAAGAUGACCUUGCAUCAUAUUCUGGACAUUUACACCCGGCUUAGUCAAAAUGAUGGCACCAGCGAACCCGGUGCGCUUUACCUCACUCUUGGAAGCAAAAUCUCCGCUCAUUCCGAGCUGGCUGGUCUUGACUCUGCUGCACAUGAAGGCAAAGGCCUAUCUCAAAUUCAUGCAUGGGAUGUGGACUAUGAAGACGCCGGUCACGAAGAUAUGCCUGUGCAUGAAGAAGAUUCUUCUGCAGGAGAUUCGUUCACCGGCAAACCUCAGACGGAGAAGCCCCUUGAAGUGAACGAAAUUGGCCAGAAUAAAACCACAGAUGAGGCCAAUGCCCAAGAAUCGGCGGCCCCAGCUGAGGCUCAUAAUGAAUUUGUCCCCAACAAUCAGGAGACCGACGCCGGACUUGCAGAAACUGAGCACCAUCAAGAACAAGAAGAAAAUGCCACAACUGAGGAGACUCGCGAUGUAGAGGCGAAUGAGUAUCACCAUGGAGAUGAAACAAAAGAGCAUGAUAGCUUUGAAGACCCAAAGACCGAAUCCUCCACUACCAUCAGUUUACUGCCAGAAUCCACUGCGCAGCUCGCAGAUGUCCCUGUGGACGUGAACGAAGCUGCCCCAGAACAUGCUGAGCAAGAAUACCAAGCCGAUGACGACAAGAGUGGGCAAGACUCGAACCACAAAACCUCUACUUUUCAAGGGGCCGAUGGGCAUGAGCAGGACCAGAACCCUGAAGAGUCCCAAGAUGAAGUUUCUUACGAGGAAACGGAGGCGCCAGGAACCGUAGUUGACACCGAUGCUAUUGAUCUCACAUCUGCCCACGACGAAGGACUUGUCGACGCACCUAAUGUUCGGAUCGAAAACCAGGAAGGGCCAGCCGACGAAGGUGAAGACCAUGAAUCCCUGGGAAAAUCCGAGUCAACGGUGGAUAAUGCACCGCAGGAAGAAGGCGCUGGAUUUGAAGAGCACGAUCUAGAUCCUGAGGACGACUUGCUUGGUAUCGCUGAAGACGUGCUGCAGACUACUCAGGGUGAUUACGAUGAUCAGCCUGAGAAUUCCGAAGAUGAUUUGACCACACCCCCGGCGAAGAAGUCGAUGGUCGUGAACCCCAUACCGGCGAGGACGAAGAGGACGACCUAUCACUCCCUUGCUGACUCCCAACCCCACGAUAAUACGUCUACCAAACGAUCUCGAGAGGAUGACGAGUGGGACUUUGCGGACGCCGACCCCGAGCUCAAACGCCGUCGACCUUCGUAA